Molecule: messenger RNA, 2218 nt
Organism: Galleria mellonella (greater wax moth)
Lineage: Eukaryota; Metazoa; Arthropoda; Insecta; Lepidoptera; Pyralidae
Product: 26S proteasome non-ATPase regulatory subunit 9
Exons: 4
Coding region: 169-933 (254 amino acids)
Biological process (GO): proteasome regulatory particle assembly
Cellular component (GO): nucleus; cytoplasm
Molecular function (GO): protein binding
Source: RefSeq, a predicted model, not a curated record
AAUAUUCAUUCCUGUAUGUAGGUAUUUCUGUGUUGAUUGUCUUAUUUGUCAUUCAUGUAUUUUCUUCUUGCGUCGUGUUAUGUUUUUGAUUUAAUCAUUUGAUUGUUUGGUAAAAAAUAAAGUUUUCAAAUAAAUUAAUAAAGUGGUCAAGGUUAUAAUUUAUGAAAAAUGGUAACGUGCACCCUGGAGACCCCGCGUGACAAAGCUAUGAGGCUCGUGCGCGAAAAGGACAAAAUUGAACAAGAAAUUGCAGAGUGGAAUGCCGUAUUGAAUGCAAAUAAUAUUGGGAUGAGGGAGCCAUUGGUCGAUAGUGAAGGAUUCCCGCGCAAUGAUAUAGAUGUGGCGAGGGUUCGGCAUGCGAGACACAGAAUUAUAUGCUUACAAAAUGACCACAAAGACAAAAUGAAGGAGAUUGAGGUAGCGUUGGAUGAGUUUUAUGCAGGUGGGAGGGCUGAUGGAGCUGGACCGUCAAACAUGAACGUUCACCAACCAAAUGCAAAUGGUCACGUGCCCAAUGGGCACAUACCAAAUGGCCAUGGCAGCAAUGGAUAUCUACCAAAUGGCCAUGCAAGCAAUGGGGUCGCAAAUGGUGAAGCACACCAGCCCCCACCGCGAAAUGAAGCGUCGAUUGAACAGCAGGUCACACCGAUUGCAUUAGUCGUCAAUGUUUGCGAGGGCUCACCCGCUGAUUUGGCCGGCUUAAGAAGCGACGACGCGAUCAUACAAUUCGGGUCACUGAACUCCAGGAAUACGGAAGAGCCGUCUCUGGCACCCAUGGAAGAACUCGUCACCCAUUCAAUCGGCCGUCGAAUACAAGUGAAGGUCAAGAGAGGUAAUUCCGUAUUGAACUUGGUGGUCGUGCCGCGGCCGUGGCAAUCGGAUGACAACAGGCAGUCGCUGCUCGGCGCUAAUUUGAGGCGAAUAACAAAUUAAUAAUUUAAUAUUGUUCAUAACCGCGAAUACUCAACGUUACCUGUUUGGAGGGCAAGCCGAAGUGUGGCAACAUUGCAUUUAUCUGUCAAUUUUUAAAUAUAUAAUGUUUCUGAAUUUAUUUAAUUGUCACUUUUUUAAAAAAGUGAUUUGAUAGCGAACUAAGGCACAACAACAACUUUGUGUGUGACUUCUAAUGCCUGGGUUUUAAAAUGUUUUCGAAUUCGACAAAACAUGGUGUAUUGCCUAAAAAAGAUUUUAAAAUGAUGGGAAGUAAUAGGAAUGAUGAAUUGAUAAGAAUGUUAAUUUUUCUAACGCAAUUCGCGUGCAAAAAUAUUUAUUGUUUUCACACGAAAUUUUUUGUUAAUGUCCUAUGCAUUACCCGUCGAGGGUUAAGAGAUUAAGAUAAAUAAAUAUUUAAUAAUUAAUAUAAUUAAUUGUUAUAACCUAAUUCGUAUUUUGCUUUGAACAAAUACUUUUUUCUGUAUUCAGAAUAAGAGUUUUGCGUAGGUUUUUUUUUUUUAGUGUAAUAACACUUGAAUUUUUUAUAUAUCAUUGUAUAUUUUUUUGUUUUUGCUGCUGUAAAGAGUUAAAGAAUUAUUUAUUAUGCAAUAAUUAUAAUUAAUUAAUAUUGCAUGAUUGAUAUUUUAGUUUGCUAUCGAAAUACUUUUUAAAAAUAAAAAAUAUUGGAAAAUUGUUUUUGAAAAUUAAACAUUAGUUCCGGUGUUGCCACACUUUGCAAGCUUCGGUAUAAACGUUUUUGAAUUCGGAACAAACAUCAUUUUAUACAAAACAAUGUGCUUCAACUUUGCCACGUGUCUGUACUGCAAAAAGCGUUCUAGGAUGUGAUUAAACAGUAACGGUUAUUUACAUAGAAUUAAGGACAGUUUAAAAUCGCGAAUGUUUGUAAUAUAUAAAAAAAUAAAACUCCAAAAAUGUUUAUAUUUAUGUAUAUAAAAGUAACAAAUAGUAUGAUUAGUAAGGAGUUAGAAUUCGCAGUUCAUGUUAAGUUAUUUAUAUUUAAAUAAAGAAAAUCAAAAUUGUUUUGAAAAUUUACUGGUGAUUGAUGUGCCAUCACGAUGAUUGAUGGCACUUAAUGGAUUAAUAAGAAAAAGGUCAGGAAGUUUUUAUAAUUGUUUGUAGCAGAUUACAUGUGAUUUUUGCAUAAUUUCAUUAUUGAAUCUGUAUUUGUGAUAUAAAAAUCUAAAUUACAAUUGCUCAGUUUCUUACAACAACUUAAUUUUUGUAACUUGAAUACAUAUUUAAAAAUAAAUUUUAUGAUUUAUAA